Colius striatus (speckled mousebird) is the source of this 7578-nucleotide messenger RNA. It is a transcript of the gene ADAMTS17, whose product is annotated as ADAM metallopeptidase with thrombospondin type 1 motif 17. Gene Ontology annotation, biological process: extracellular matrix organization; proteolysis. Gene Ontology annotation, molecular function: metalloendopeptidase activity. The record is from RefSeq and is a predicted model, not a curated record. The transcript has 24 exons. Gene Ontology annotation, cellular component: extracellular matrix. The coding region runs from base 11 to 3409 and encodes 1132 amino acids. NCBI's taxonomy places the organism in Eukaryota, Metazoa, Chordata, Aves, Coliiformes, Coliidae.
CUGCCGUAAAAUGUUUGACGGCUGCCUCUUGCCUCUCAUCUUUCCCUGCCUGCUGCUUUGGGGACUGGACGCCGGCACAGCUGGCGGAGCGGAGCUGGAAGUGGUGAUCCCGGAGCGAGUGGCGCUGGAGAAGAUCCACCUGCUACCGCCCGCCGUGAGAGGGGAUCGCGGCGGCCCCCGGCGCCGGCGGGCGCUGCCUCGACAGCGGGCAGCGGCGGAGGCGCUGCUGCUCCGCCUGCCCGCCGCCGGCGCCGAGCUCUACCUGCACCUCCGCCGCGACCUGCGCUUCCUGUCCCGGGGCUUCGUGGUGGAGCAGCGGCGCGGCGAGGCGCGGCGGCCCCCGGAGGAGCGGCUCUGCUUCUACACGGGACGCGUGCUGAACCGCAGCGACUCCUUCGCCUCGCUCAGCACCUGCGCCGGGCUGGUUGGCUAUAUCCAGAUUGGAUCAGAGCACAUGCUAAUCCAACCAGUGAAUUCAUCAGAGGCCUCAUUUAGUGGAAAAGAACACUUCAUCAGGCGCAGACGAUCCACAAAGUCAAACCAUCCCAUGAAGUCCCACGUUCCUGAUGAGCACUGCAAAGUCCUAGCAGAAAAGAAGAGACAAAAGAAAACAAAAUCAACCAGUGACUGGAGGGAGAGGAGAAACGCCAUUCGACUCACCAACGAGUACACAGUAGAAACUCUGGUGGUGGCAGAUGCUGAUAUGGUCCAAUACCAUGGUGCAGAGGCUGCUCAAAGAUUCAUCCUCACGGUUAUGAAUAUGGUGUACAACAUGUUUCAGCAUCAAAGUCUUGGAAUUAAAGUCAACAUCCGAGUGACCAAACUAGUCCUGCUUCGCAACCGGCCUGCAAAGUUGUCUAUUGGUCAUCAUGGAGAGAGGUCUCUGGAGAGCUUUUGUCAAUGGCAGAAUGAAGAGUAUGGUGGGGCAAAAUACCUUGGUAACAACCAGGUUCCUGGCGCAAGGGAUGACACCCCGCCUGUGGAUGCUGCUGUUUUUGUAACCAGGACAGAUUUCUGCGUGCACAAAGACGAGCCUUGUGACACUGUGGGAAUUGCUUACCUUGGAGGUGUCUGCAGUGCCAAGAGAAAAUGCGUUCUUGCUGAAGACAACGGUCUCAAUCUGGCAUUUACAAUUGCACAUGAGCUUGGCCACAACAUGGGAAUGAGCCAUGAUGAUGAUCACCAACCCUGUGCAGGGAGGUCUCAUAUUAUGUCUGGAGAAUGGGUGAAGGGCAGGAACCCAAGUGACCUCUCCUGGUCUUCAUGCAGCCGCGAUGACCUUGAAAACUUCCUAAAGUCCAAGGUCAGCACAUGUUUGCUGGUAACAGACCCCCGAAGCCAGUACGCGGUGCGGCUCCCUCACAAGUUGCCUGGAAUGCACUACAGCGCUGAUGAACAGUGCCAGAUACUUUUUGGGACCAACGCUACCUUCUGUAAGAAUAUGGAGCAUUUGAUGUGUGCUGGGCUCUGGUGCCUGGUGGAAGGAGAUACAUCCUGUAAAACAAAGUUGGAUCCCCCUCUGGAUGGCACUGAAUGUGGUGCAGACAAGUGGUGCCGAGCUGGGGAGUGUGUCAGCAAAACUCCCAUCCCUGAGCAUGUUGAUGGAGACUGGAGCAUGUGGAGUCCGUGGAGCAUGUGCAGCCGGACCUGUGGCACAGGAGUGCGAUUCAGGCAGCGGAAAUGCGACAAUCCCCCCCCUGGGCCAGGUGGGAAGAACUGCCGGGGAGCCAGCGUGGAGCACACUGUAUGUGAGAACUUACCCUGCCCUAAAGGUGUGCCAAGCUUCAGGGACCAACAGUGCCAAGCCCAUGACAGAUACACCAACAAGAAAAAAAGCCUUCUGACAGCUGUCAUUGUUGAUGAUAAGCCGUGUGAGCUCUUCUGCUCUCCCUUGGGGAAGGAUUCCCCUGUGCUGGUGACAGACAGGGUCCUUGAUGGUACUCCCUGUGGGCCUUAUGAGACUGACCUCUGUGUACAUGGCAAGUGCCAGAAAAUUGGCUGCGAUGGAAUCAUUGGCUCAGCUGCCAAAGAGGAUCGCUGUGGAAUCUGCAGUGGUGAUGGCAAAACCUGUAAAGUGGUGAAAGGUGACUUCAACCACACCAAGGGGAUGGUAACCAAUAGUCAUUGUAAGAAGGUUUCCACAUGUGUGAUGGCAAAGGCAAAGACUGUUCCCAAGUGUUUCUCGUGUUACAUCGAAGCAGCUGUGAUCCCUGCAGGUGCCCGGCGGAUCAGAGUGGUUGAGGAUAAACCUGCUCACAGUUUUCUGGCUUUAAAAGAUUCCAGUAAGAGAUCCAUUAACAGCGACUGGAAAAUUGAGCUUCCUGGUGAGUUUCAGAUCGCAGGCACUACUGUCCGGUACGUGCGAAGGGGGCUGUGGGAGAAAAUCUCUGCCAAAGGACCAACUAAAAUACCACUGCACUUGAUGGUGCUGUUGUUUCAUGACCAGAAUUAUGGAAUUCAUUAUGAAUACACCAUUCCUGUAAACUAUACUGCUGAAAACAGAAGCGAGCCAGAAAAGCAGCAGGAUUCUUUGUACAUCUGGACUCACAGCGGAUGGGAAGGGUGCAGUGUGCAGUGUGGAGGAGGUGAAAGGAAAACUAUUGUGUCCUGUACUCGAAUUAUUAACAAGACCAUGACAGUGGUGAAUGACAGCGACUGCCAACGAGCGAAUCGCCCCGAGCCCCAGGUCAGGAAAUGUAACACACACCCCUGCCAGUCACGGUGGGUGACUGGCCAUUGGAGUCCCUGCUCUGCUACUUGUGAGAAAGGUGUCCAGCACCGGGAAGUGACUUGUGUUUAUCAGUUGCAAAACGGCACCUACGUUAACACAAGAGACCUCUACUGCCUUGGCAACAAACCAGCAACAGUGCAAAGCUGUGAAGGACGGGACUGCCUUUCUAUCUGGGAAGCAUCAGAGUGGUCAAAGUGCUCAGCAGACUGUGGCAAGGGGAUUCAGAAAAGAACAGUGACGUGCACAAAUUCUCAAGGAAAAUGUGAUGCAGCCACCAGGCCAAGAGAUGAGGAAGAGUGUGAGGAUCACACAGGCUGUUACGAAUGGAAAACGGGCGAUUGGUCUAAGUGCUCCUCAACCUGUGGGAAAGGCCUGCAGUCACGCGUGGUGCAGUGCAUGCACAAGGUCACCGGGCGCCAUGGCAAUGAGUGCCCUGUCCUCUCCAAGCCAGCGGCCUACAGACAGUGCCACCAAGAAGUCUGCAAUGAGAAGAUCAACGUCAACACCAUUACCUCGCCCAGACUCGCUGCUCUCACGUACAAGUGCACGGGCGACCAGUGGACAGUGUACUGCAGGGUGAUCCGGGAGAAGAAUCUGUGCCAGGACAUGCGGUGGUAUCAGCGCUGUUGCCAGACUUGCAGAGACUUUUAUGCAAACAAGAUGCAGCAGAAGAGUUAAUGAACCUGUGCUACUUCUUCGAGUGUCACAGCUAUUUGUAUGUCAAUCACGGACUAGUAGGUCUGAGUACUGGAAUUUCACGAGUUGCUACAAUGUGGUGGAUUCCAAAGCGUACCUAAUAAGACUUGAAACUAAUUCUACAGACUGGAUACCAAAGUCAUCCACUCAUCCACCUUAAAACAAACAGAGUCAUCUCAAGGAGCCCAUCAUUUUAUCGUAUUUUGACAUCCUUACAUUUCUCAUUAAUGCUUUUUUACUUUAAUAUAUUAAAUCACCAGCCACUGGAUGGCUUGCUACCAUUAAAGAGAAGGACAAGAGUUGCAAAGAGAUAACAUUGACUAAGGUUAUGGGUUACCUCCAUGGAGGAAGAAGGCCUCUGGCAAAGUAAUUCAGCAAAGGUAGAGACAUUGCUUAAUCUUUAAUCUUGGUUUGCAUCUAAUGUUUUCAGCUCCCAACAGUUAUCCCACUGCAGAGUGGGCUUGAAGGGACACACAUAAAUGAAAGGCUUAAUUUAAAGAGAGGAUUUGCUGUAAAAGCUUGUGAAAACUGAUAGCAGAGGAUGAACAUCUCUGAAAUUCCUGCAGAAAGCUCAGUCCCAUUACAUCCAGCAUUGCGAGUCAUAUUUUUUAGAGCAACUAAUAGAGACUGCUCUGCUUUCUAAUUUAAGGAAACCCCAAUCCUCUUUCUCUUUUCCCCAGAAUAAUAUAGUUUCUUUUAUGAAACCUAAUUUUUCUUUCAGCUAAUGAAAUGGAAGCUCAUUAACAGCAGUAGAUAGUUACUUUUAAGCAAGAACCAUUUACAGGAGGUGGGAGAAGGCAGAAAUCAUUUCAUCCAGUAGAGCUCAGUGACAGAUUGCUUGGCCUAAUCUCUCUCCAGUUUCUAAAAGUCAAUCAGAUAAUGAGGCUGAUUUUUUUGUCUUUAUGAAAGAGGACCAUGAAACUGAAUAGGCUUGGUACAGAAAUAGGAACAAAUCUGUGUGAAGGAUGGAGUGGAGAGCAGAACAGGUGUUUGCUAUCUCUUGGCUCAGUAUACACCUGAGGUUAUGUAGCCCAUUUGAGUCAAAAGUAGUCAGGGAUACAGGACAUUCAAAGCGUAAUCUUGAGCUUGUUGAAGCCAUAAGACACCCAUUGCUUUCGGUAAGGGCUGGGGUUUUACUCACUGUAUUGUAAUGCUUCCUGUCUUUUGUGGUGCUAUCGGAUUGGUGCUAUCAGAUUGGUGCUAUCGGGGCACUUAGCAAGUGCUGCACAGAUGAUACUCUCUUCCACAUCUCUGCACUUUAAACCAAGCUCCCCUCUGAGAUGUGAGACUUGAAACAAGAGCUCUACCCAGGGCAGAGUUUGUCCCCUCCGUUAGGCCUACAGAUCAAUGACUCCCUAUCAUAUCUUGCUCCAACACGGAUCAUUUCCCUUGCCAGGCCCAAGGUCGGUUGUGUGGUGGUGAAGUUACAGCCCACUCUUCACUAUGUGUACAGAGCUCUUUGGAUGAAUUGCAGCUCUGUACUCACUCUAGAACUGCGUGUUGCUGUUUUACCCUUUGGAGAUGAGUGCAGAACUAAGCCCAGCUGCUACCCUCAGCCUCUGGGCCACUCUGGAUUGCAGCUCACGCCUGUCCUCACGUUGUCUUUGGUGCUGUUGUCUCUUUUUUCCAAUGCAAGAAGGGAUAAAGACUCUUAGUACCUAACACACCUUUAAAGCAGCUUUUCCCACUUUAUUACAAUCUUUUCAGUCUCCAGGACCUCGCUGGCACAGCUCAUCAGCAUUUUAUUAAGGGCUACAUCUUUCAAGCAGAGGGAGCUAAUGUUCAUCCACAAACUAACAGUGUGUGGGCUUCACAUUUGCACCCAUGCUUGUUAGUGCAAAUGAGAGUGUGUGCACACAAGGGCUGGCCUGUGUGCACAAAGGCACAUUCGCACACACUGUUUCCUCAAGUGCCUGUCUCAGAUCUGCUUUCCAAUGCCUCAGAUGAGUUUCUCUAUCAGGGAAAUGAUUCUAACUUGGGUUUUAUUAUAUAUACUUUUGACAUUUUAUAGUCAGGAUCAAACCUCCUUCUUCUGUUAAUCCCACCCUGUAGCCCAAACACAGAGGUUGUAUAACUACUUAGUGAGUGAUCGAUGGAAAACGCUACUUGUGGGAUGACAGGGAAGAUUUGGGCAGUCCCAAAGAUCCAAGAGAUCAGACAGAGCCCAGAGGACCUGAUUUGUGUUGGUAAUUCACAGCCAUAGUUUGCUUCCUUGUACUCUGCAGUAACACAGCCCCGUACGGGAGGGCAGUGACUGUCCUUGCUGCCUCCCACAGCCACCUCGCAGCAGUUGCUGAUCACUUUUGGCAUGACUAACACUCAAGAUGGGCUGUUGAAGGAUUUGCCAUUGGGCUUCUCUGUUAUCUUGGAAGAAUAGCCAGUGCAUUUAAUAUUAAUGGCAAUCAAAGGUGCUUUUAAAUAGCAGGGAUCAUUUUUCCCUCCGGUGCUGUCACCCUCUCUAGGCAAUAGAUGGUCUCCUAGAAAGGUGUAGAGGAGAGGAAGGAUGUUAAUUCCUAUGUUUCUCACUAAUAAUUCACUGCUGGCUGCUGUCCAGAACAGAAUACUGAGCUAAUUAGACCUGUGGCCUGCCCCAAUAUGCUACAUCCUGCACUUCAAAGGACAUUUGUGUCCGAGUUCUGGGUCCCACCUAAGGAAACACAAACUGAUGAUUAAUUCUUUCAAACGUCUGAGCACUGAAAAAAAACCCACCUCACCUCACUUGCUCUCCCAGCCCACAGAUUAGGGUGCAUCAGCUUUUUUACUAAUCAGAAACCAACACUAAUGACAAACUGAUGGUGCAACACAGCUCCAUUUUUACUGCAUUCUCUUCACCUGGUGACAACCAUCCCGUUCCGUAACAGCCAGAAAAACCGUCGCUGUACAAAAGCUUCAUUCUGUUCAAUACUACUGCACUUCUGUAUCCUUUUUAUAGGAGCUUUACUAUGAAUUUACAGCUCUGCUCUGCCCGUAGUUACUACAUCCUGGUGAAAAGGAAGCUGUUUGUUCCAGUGUAUCUAUGACAAUACUUUCCUUUAGUCCUUCGUAAGAGGUUGACGCUCUUUUGUGAUUACAGUGGUGGUAUUUCCAUAUUGUAAACCAUACUCUGUACUGUUACUAAAGUACUGUACAUUUCUAGUUGCACAAUUGUGUUAUUGAGUGUAGAUUCUCACUAUCUCAUGUAUGGUGCUAUUUUGUUGUUGUUGUUGUUGAUGGAAAAGAAUCUUAGCAGUUGAUUAUUGCUUGAUGUUUUAUUAUAAUACAGGGAUAUAUUCUCCAUGGCAAUAAUAUCAUGUAAGUUUUUCAUUACAGAGUGAAAUGUGUAUAUUUUUCCAUUAGCUAAUUUGCAUAUGUACUGUAUCCAUGGUAAUUUUCCUUUUGGUGCUGGUCAGAAAGAGAAAAAAAACCCAACAGUCAAACUGAAUGGAACCAGUUGGAAAUGAAAACCAAAGAGAAGCCCCAAACCAACAGAGGAUCAUUCCAUUUGGAGACAAAAAAAAAGGACUAUGAUGUUGGAUAAUAAAUUGAUUUUUUCCAUAACAACUUUAAUAAGGUUUCUGGACUUGGAAAGAAAAAAAAGAAACACAAAGCAAAACAGCAUGAAAAUUAAGUGAAAGGAGUGAAGCUGUAAGUAGUACAUGAUGCAUCUAAUACUGGGCUGAGACUGGGAUUGGGUUAAGUCUAGGCCAACUGUUUGAUAGCCAUGGUAGGUGUAAAAGGUCAUUUGGCAGCAAAAUUCUGACAUCUCAGAGUUCCCAGUGUGCUAACAAAUUGAGAAAUGAUGAGUCUUGCAAAAUCAAGCACAGGGAAUGUUAAUACCUGAUUAAUGCUUUGCAAGGUCUGUGGUCAGUGACACACCAGUAGAAAAUGCCUGCCUGGAAAUAGUGAGCCAGGCUGCGUUUGGAGUAUCGCUGUGUGGGCCUGAGCAGGCCACAGGGAAGCUAACGCUGAUGUAUGGAGGGAGGGACGUGUUGCAAGUGCUGUUGAGAAGGGUUGCUUUCACUGUAUGUUGGAGCUGAGAGAAGUGGCAGCUUGCUGUAUGUUUAGUGGUGCUGCUCCACAGGUGCAACCUGGUGAUGAAGACUGCUGAGCCUGUGGAAAUUUAUAUUGGAGCAAAACUAUCCCAUCCGUUGGAAAGGUACCUACAUAACCUA